CGAAACCACAACACCAGAUCCGCACCGUCUCGGUUUAAGGUUGCUGUCAGCGCACCAGGUAUGUACCUACAAUAUACAUGACUAUCGCCCACGCAGUCCAGGGUAUGCUACUCUCCUCUAUGUACCAACAUAGUUACAUUGAGCGCACUACUCUUCUAGGUAACUAUCAUAGGCAUGUUGUUAUCAUAUCGACAUACCUUCAUACAUACCCGGCACAUGCGUGGGUACAUACGGUACAUACGGUAUUUACCUAGCCGCCCACGUUAUGUAAAGCCACGCCCGGAUCCAUGCCAGCGUCAAGCAUGCAUGAAACUCGGCUCCGUUACAUACGAUCGCUUCAGCAUCCCCGUCAGUCUCCCCGCGCGAGAGAGGGGCAACAGGGCAGGGCGCAGCGGCGCUCCAUUCCUUUCCCUUCAAUUUUUGCCUCUUUUUCCUUCAGGUCGCGGGGGAAAACAGCCCAGCCCGGGGCUGGAUUCGGCGGGUGAUGAUGUGAAUCGACCCGGAACGAAUGCGGGUUUGCUAAAAGGGUUUCUGUCUUCUUUUCGCUUUCUCUUUCUCUUCCUGUUUUUGAUUUUCACUCUUCGACGCCGCGGGGGUAUGUACAUAGAGUACGGUGCUCGCGCGCGCGCGGUUGCAGUUAUGCUUAUAUUUGCAGAUUAUAUAGGUACCUAGUAAGUUACCUAGAGGUCCGCCGCCGGUACGUUUAGCCUGGCUGAUC
Messenger RNA from Tricharina praecox, 718 nucleotides. RefSeq lists its product as uncharacterized. Bases 175 to 672 code for a protein of 165 amino acids. Lineage: Eukaryota; Fungi; Ascomycota; Pezizomycetes; Pezizales; Pyronemataceae. The transcript has a single exon. The record is from RefSeq and is a predicted model, not a curated record.